UAAAAUAAAAUGGCAUAGUCCUACUCAAGACCAGUGUGUGAUUUUGAAUUUGUCUUUUGAUGUUUGAUUAAUAUUAAGCACACAGUUGCAGCAGGAAAAUAGCCUGCUGUCACUUUAAGAGUUGCACUGAUCCAAUUUACCGUUACAUGCGUAUUUUCAUUCUCAACUCUUUAUGUUCAUUUAUUACAUGACCGACAAAGAUGAAUGAUCACCUGUCACCGCAUUUUAACACAUUUUUGCGUGUAUUUGACCGUUUAGGCAUGUUUCACCUUGUAAAGAUGACUUUACAUGUCCGUGUUCUGUUCAUCUCUGAGCGCAUACAUCUUCCUGAGGAGCAGCACAAGUUCUUUUUAACGCUUUUAAAAACAUGAAUAAAUAUACUUCUGUAAAUCAAGCACGUCCCAUUUUGCAAAAGUCGUGUUACAUGACUUUACUGAUUUGCACAUGAAAUUGGGCUUUUAUGGAGGAACGAAAGAGCAGCGCUGGAAAAGGGGGUGGAAUGGGGUGCAAUAAUCGUUUUAUCUCGAUUAUUGUAUUUUGAUAAUCGUUGGAGGCCAAAAUCGAAAUCGAAACUGUUUUUCGAUUAAUUGCACAGCCCUAGAUAUCGCUGACCCUAAACUGAAACUUCCCACUUGAUUAACUCUCGAAAGUAUCAAAUUUAGUGGAAAAAAUAAGUCCAAAGCCUGUGCCCUCACUCCCAACUCUCUCAAGCCUUGUUUACUCUUGUACUCUUUACCUUGUUUACUAGUGUCUUGCAGCAAUCAUGCCACGGAUGCUAAACAUUGUUGCAAACUGUCUAGACUGAAUUAAACAUGCCAGACACUCUAUAGCAGGGCUAUUCAAUUGGCGGCCCACGGGCCUUAUCCAGCCCUGCAGUCAUCUUCACCCGGCCUGGGGGAAGAGUCGCACACACGCCUAGAAUUGUUUUUGCUCUAAUUAGUUUGUCCACAAGGUGGCAACACUGGCCCGGGCCAUUAUUUCACAGCCGAAAAAGAAAAGGAAGAAACUCACCGACAAGCGCUGAGGAGAUUAAGAGAUAUCCGCAACUCUAGUUUAAAUGAGUAUAAUGACCGUGCUAUCUGGACAAGUUGAUUGUCAAAUGGAGUUUGAAAGGAUGUGCGUUCGACUUACCUCAUAAACACGGUCUUAAAUGAGUCCUAAAUGACUGUAAAAUGUUGGGAGAAAAGCGAAUGUGUGUGUGUCAGAUCCGCCGCAUGUGCAUCAGGUUUUAAAGAGAUAGUGCUGCUUUUAAAUUGAAACCUGAUGAAGUCUGUCAUUGAUGUAAAGCAAAGAACAAAAGAAAAAGGAGAAAUCACUCCACUGCUCUAGUCGCUGAUUAACUUUGUAGUUUUAAUAAAGAUUAAUUUAUAUUCAUUUUAUAGUUUAUACAUAUAGGCUACAAUUUAUAGUGUAUGUGAAGACUGUUUUAAGUGUUGUAAGAUUUUUGGAAACUCAGUCAAAAUAUGUGUCUUUGUGAUAUACUGAUGCAAAAAGCACUUGAAGGGGUUCACAGGCAUAUUGUGUGAUAUUUGAAGAAGUUAUUAUGAUAUUAAUUAAAUGGAAUUUACACUAAACAUCAUCUGAAAGACUUCUUACUGUUCUUACUCUACUAACGGUUUUAGUUUUCAGUUUCAGGCAAAUUGUUUUUUGAGCCAAACUGUUUACCGUGCUGCACUUUCAGUGUAGCUACUUUAAUUUUUCCUAUGGUCUUCUGCUUUUAUAAUAUGGUUCCUUUCUGGGAUAUGUACUAAAUGACUUUCUGCAUUCUUUUCAAUGAAAUGUGACUUUCUGUAAGGCUGAAGAGUAACUUUCUUUCUUUAAAAAAAGAAACUGUGAAAAAGUGUCUCUGUGAUACUGAUCUGCUCCAUCAAUAUCAGUCUCACAGUGAGUACUAGCAGAAGAUUUUAUCAGAGUGAGUACUAACAGAAGUGAAAUGCUAUAAUUAUGAAAUAAAAGAAGAAGCCAACCAAUAAACAAACAAAUUCGGUUCUGUGCAAGAGAGAAAAAAAUAUAUAGUUUGGGCUAUAGGCCCCACAGCCCUGUGCUUUCCACUCCUCGAAAUCACUUGUCAUUUCAUCCAUUUCUCUUUUUUCAGUAACUAAUCUUUAUCCAAGAAUAGCUAUUACUACUCCAUUUUGUCACCAUUUCUGAACAUCUGUUCGUCUACUCUGUGCGUGUGUGUGGGUGAUUGACUUUCACAUACUGCAGACUUUUCUUUCACUUCCAUGAAAAUGUGCACAUGGUUAAUAUAAAUACUUGGACCUGGCAUUUUAUUUAGUUUCUUUGCUUUCCCUUCUGAAUGUAAAAGAUACACAGUGUUGUGGAGUUUUGGACUGCAAACCUUUGGCCAUGUUUGGACACAUGUUGUAUCUGGCUCUCAUACUGAAUCAGUUUAAUCAUUUUGCAACUUUACAUCCUGAAUUCUAUCCAUGUGAAAUUCACACUACCAAGGAUGGAGACAUAAAUGUGGACUGUCAGCGCAGACAUCUUGCUAACGUCCCUAAAUUCACAUCCCUCUCUGUUAUAUCACUCAACUUAAAUGAAAACCAUAUACACCACAUUAAAGGUGCCACAUUUUCUGGAUUAGCAAAUCUCAAGCAUCUCAGUUUGAUGUGGAACUGCAUACCAGAUCGUUUUAAGGAGCUGAGAUGGCCUUCAUGCAGCCUGAAAAUUGACCCUAAUGCGUUUAGCGGACUUAAAAACCUAACUUCCCUACAGUUAGCAGGGAACAGCUUGAAGACCAUUCCUCCUCUACCAAAGCAGCUUGAGAUUCUGGGACUGGAAUUUAAUCACAUCUUUCAAAUUGUUAAGCCUCUAGGUACACCGCUACUAAAACAACUAUUGCUAAACAAGAAUUGUUUCUAUGCCAACCCAUGUUAUCAGUCUUACUUUAUCGACCCACGUGUGUUUCAAGAUCUCCCUGAGCUUUUGAACCUUACACUGAGUUACAACAAUGUGACCAUUGUUCCACCAUAUCUUCCACUUUCACUAGAAAGCCUAGACUUGGGAGAGAACAAGAUCACGCAUAUCAAUAAAGAGUCUUUUGCAAAUCUUAAAAAUCUGCGACACCUUAACCUAGGAUGGAAUUGCCAAAGGUGUGACCAUGCUUCUGAGCCCUGUUUCCCAUGUCCUAACAACCAGUCUCUGAAUCUGCACCAGGAUGCAUUUUUGGAUCAAAGGGACUCUCUAAUUAGUCUAAGCCUGCGAGGCAAUUCACUGCAUACAAUUCCUCAGCAUCUCUUCAUACGACUCCACAAGCUCCAAGAGUUAGAUUUAUCUGACAACUUUUUAGCCUACGCCAUCCAGAACGGCACCUUUUAUGAAGAGCUCCGGAAUGUUGUGUCCCUCAGUCUUCUUUAUAACUAUGAACCCCUGACAUCCUUUUCUGAGUUGAUUCUGUCACCAUCCAUAGAGAAGAUGACGGCUCUACGAGAGCUGCACCUUAGUGGACUAUUCUUCAGAGUACUGUCAAACCACAGCCUUGCACCUCUGGUCAAGCUGCCAAGAUUUGAGUUCCUAGAGCUGCGAAUGAACUUCAUCUGCUCUGUUAGCAUGGAUGCCAUAAGCCAGCUGAGAACAUUAAGGUGGGUGGGGCUUUCCCAAAACAUGAUUGCUUUCAGUUCAUGCUUUUCAACCUGCACUAGUGAAGCCAUACCAAACAACUACCGAACCCUUGAAAAACGUGACAAUGGACAGCUCAACUUGCAAACUCAAAAAGUCAUCCUACCGACCUCAGAGCUGAAUACUAUGCAGGCCUCUGGAGAAGAUCACUGUUUUUUUUAUAAUUCUAUAUGGCAUUUCAAAAAGCAGAUCUGCUCUAAAAAACUGUUUUUUGACCUAUCUCAAAACAACAUCCCAUGGCUGAAUGCAAGUACUUUUAGAGGCAUGGAAAAAGUGGUAUGCAUAGAUCUGUCCUACAACUACAUAAGUCAGACUUUAAAUGGCCAGCAGUUCACACAUCUAAGCAAGUUAGCCUACCUUAAUAUGGCUAACAAUCGCAUUGACCUGUACUCUGACAAGGCCUUUCAGGAGAUAAGUGGCACACUAAAAGCUCUUGACCUCAGCAAUAACGAAUUCCACUUUGUAAUGAAGGGUAUGGGACAUCGCUUCACAUUCCUUCCACACUUAUCAUCUCUUAAAAUACUGAGUCUAGCGAACAAUCACAUUGGUCUCAGAAUCUCUAACAUUCUUAAUAGUACUUCUCUGAAGUAUCUUGAUUUCUCUGGAAAUCGUUUGGACAUAAUGUGGGACUCUAGGCGUAACCAAUACCUACAUUUCUUUCAGGGUCUUACUAACCUUACACACUUAGACAUUUCUGAAAAUCAGCUCAAAUCAUUCCCCCCAGAGGUAAUUGUAAACUUGCCUUCGAGCCUCCAGAUGCUGAGAAUGGACUCUAAUGUGCUUAGUUAUUUCCCUUGGGGCAACAUCUCAGUUCUCAAGCAGCUCUGCCACCUGAACCUUAGUUCAAACAUGCUUUCAUUCUUACCUAAUAUGCAUUUUGAGCUUCGUCUUGUAAGCCUGGACCUAAGUCACAAUCGACUAGUUGUGAUCCCAAAGGCUUUCCUUAGUCAGGCAAUAAACCUUAAAAACCUAAUGCUUAACCACAACCAGCUGAAGAUCCUUGAUGUGCAGGCUCUUCCCUUGUCAUUCCAUAAAGGUUAUACUUUCUGUCCUGCUGGGCCGCAUAAAAAUAAGUCAUCCUGCAAACUCGUGCUGCAUGCCAAUCCUUUUACUUGUAGUUGUGUAAUCUCUGGGUUUGCCAAAUUUCUCAGAGAAACAUAUUUGGAUAUCCCACACCUCACCACAGAGGUUCACUGUGGUUAUCCAGAGUCAUUGGCUGGUGUUAAUGUCCUCUCGAUAGAUCUUCACUCAUGCCAGGAGAUAUUUGGGAGUGUUGCUUUCCUGUGUACUUUAUGGUUGACAUUGGCAGCAACCAGCAUUCCCCUCCUGAAGCAUCUCUAUGGUUGGGACCUGUGGUACUGCAUCCAGAUUUUAUGGACUGGACAAAAGGGACACACUCCAGUUAAUGGCGGCAACAUGACGGAUAACCAAUACGAUGCAUUUGUGGUCUUUGAUACGAGUAAUAAGGCAGUCAGGGAUUGGAUCUACAAGGAGAUGGUUGUGAGAUUGGAGAACCGAGGGAGAUGGCGCUUUAGACUUUGUCUAGAGGAACGUGACUGGAUGCCUGGAGUGUCAUGCAUAGAGAAUCUCCACAAGGCCGUUUACAACAGCAGAAAGACAGUGUUUGUAUUGACUAGUCCUAAUGGCUGUUCCCACGAAAGUGGGGUCGUCCGACAAGCCUUCCUCCUGGUUCAGCAGCGCCUUCUAGAUGAGAAAGUGGAUGUUGCAGUUCUAGUUUUGCUGGACCUUCUCUUUCCAAAAUUCAAAUACCUUCAGAUGAGAAAACGGCUCUGCAAAAAAUCAGUUCUGUCCUGGCCCAAGAACCCACGAGUGCAGCCGCUCUUCUGGAAUAAUUUACGUGUCGCUCUCGUCUCUGACAAUGUUAAAGCCUACAACAAAAAUGUCACAGAGAGCUUCUUCUAAAAAAAAGUAAACAGCUGAAAAAUAAAAUUAUGGACUUUCAUAUCUAAAUAAAUACUUAUUCUUUAAGCUAUUUAUUAAUAUCAUAUAGGAAAGUUAUUUUCAUUCAUAGGUUAGCUGCCAUUGACUUCCUUUUACAUGGCACGGCUAUUUAUGUGAGACGAACAAGACAACAGUUUUUGUACACACCACCUGCAAGGGGAGUAAAUGUAUUAUGUUAUGUGGUGUGUGUGUGUGUGUGUGUGUGUGAGAGAGAGAGAGAGAGGAACUAAUGCACCUGUUGGACCACAUACCACACAUUCUUCUGAAUUUUAAGCAUUUGUACACUUUCAGUUUCAUGCAAUUACGUCAAAAAAUAGUGCCACAGUUUUUAUAGCGUAGAAACUCCUUUCACUUAUAAGAAAGCUUCUAAAAAUAAAUUUUAAGACAUGACUGUUUGCCGUUUUUGUUGUUGUAAUAGUUUAUUCAGAUGUCAUUAUGAUUUGUAAUAUCUGGUUGCAGAGGAUGUUAUUCCUUUUAAUGCAUGGAAAUUAUAUAAACAUUUUUUUGUGUCUGUUUGUAGAAUUAUUGGACCUUAAUUUAUUAUAACUUUUGUAAUUGAUUUGUAUUGUGAUUAUUUCAGCUGUGAUUUUGUAUAGUUCACACAUUGUAAAGUUCA
Messenger RNA from Cyprinus carpio (common carp), 6199 nucleotides. It is a transcript of the gene tlr9, whose product is annotated as toll-like receptor 9. Gene Ontology annotation, molecular function: protein binding; pattern recognition receptor activity. The record is from RefSeq and is a predicted model, not a curated record. Gene Ontology annotation, biological process: canonical NF-kappaB signal transduction; toll-like receptor signaling pathway; positive regulation of interleukin-6 production. Lineage: Eukaryota; Metazoa; Chordata; Actinopteri; Cypriniformes; Cyprinidae. Gene Ontology annotation, cellular component: plasma membrane.